GUAAUUUUAGUCAGGAGUGUUCGCGGUCAGCCCCUCGUGUUACCGUUGGGGGUCCUGACUGCGCUGCUGUGUGCAGUUCAUCAUGGCGGCGAACAGUAGCGACAGCACGAGCGGUAAAAGCGGCGGAAAGCAGUCCGCUCCGUCUGCUGAGCAGGUGGUGGCUACUUUCCAGAGGAUGCGACAAGAGCAGCGCAGCAUGGCCUCCAAGUCUGCAGAGUUUGAGAUGGAGAUCAAUGAACACAGCCUCGUCAUUGACACGCUGAAGGAAGUCGAUCCGUCGCGGAAGUGCUUUCGUUUAGUUGGCGGCGUGCUGGUGGAGAGGACGGUCAGAGAAGUCCUGCCUGCGUUAGAAAGCAAUAAAGAACAGAUUACAAAGAUCGUGGAGUCGCUUAACACGCAGAUGCAGGCCAAAGGGCGGGAGCUGACGGAGUACCGCGAGCGCUACAACAUCCGCUUAGUCGGAGAGGACGACAAACCGGGCAAAGCGGACGCCAGUCAGGCCAAAGAGAGCGAAGGAGGAGGCUCUAAAGGAGGCGCCGGGGUGCUCGUCUCCUAGUGGAUCUGUCUGAUACGCUGAUUAGAAAUCGUCGGCAUGCUUCUGUUUAGUCGUACAGAUGCCGGUCACAAAGCACGAAAGAGAGUGAAAGUACUGCACGUUUUGUACGUUCAUAAUAUUAAAACACAUCUCACAACAGCACCUUUCCUGUCCAAACAUUUACAGACGAACGAGUAAUAAAGAGUCGACAAACGUGUCUAACCGCACUGCGUGAAUUCACCAGAUUCAGAACGGUUUGAGUGGCUUGGCUUUCUCUUUCUUCUGCUUUGGGCAGAUGUAGUGUUGAGUGAUGUCUGGAGCGGAGUGAGUGUUGAGCGCAGCUGGACUCCGUCGCUUAUCACCACUGUACGCCUGAGGACGGAGCCUUUUAUGUUCGUUUUGUUUUUGUGGUUGUUUUGGUUAUUGAAUUAAAAAUGCAUAAGUCAGCACGA
Molecule: messenger RNA, 987 nt
Organism: Cyprinus carpio (common carp)
Lineage: Eukaryota; Metazoa; Chordata; Actinopteri; Cypriniformes; Cyprinidae
Product: prefoldin subunit 2-like
Biological process (GO): protein folding
Cellular component (GO): prefoldin complex; cytoplasm
Molecular function (GO): protein folding chaperone
Source: RefSeq, a predicted model, not a curated record